This is a messenger RNA of Gasterosteus aculeatus aculeatus (three-spined stickleback), 680 nucleotides long. RefSeq names its product mitochondrial ribosomal protein L35 (gene mrpl35). Lineage: Eukaryota; Metazoa; Chordata; Actinopteri; Perciformes; Gasterosteidae. The record is from RefSeq and is a predicted model, not a curated record. Gene Ontology annotation, cellular component: mitochondrion; ribosome. Gene Ontology annotation, biological process: translation. Gene Ontology annotation, molecular function: structural constituent of ribosome.
GCGUUAAUGUGUCGUUACCGUUGAAUGCGAUACAGUUGAAAUGUGUCCAAACGGGGCUCCGUACUUACGUCAGCUGUCAGGAAAGAAAGAUGGCGGCCGCCUUGGCAAGAAGGGUGUCUGGGCUGCUGAGGCCGCUGUCGGUCUCCCUGUGCUCCAAGGCACCACGUCUCUGUAAGCUCUCCAGCCUCAUUCAGCCCGUCUGCAGCUCUGCCGCAGCCCUCGCUCCUCUGCGGGCCGCAGCCUCUCCGACACCCCGGUACAACAUCCUACAACGGUUAUUGCCACUCAUCCCAGGUCUGACUCAACAACCAAGCAGAAGUCUAACCUAUUUCAGUCUGAAGAAGGGGAAGAGGAAGACCGUCAAAUCCGUGACAGACCGCUUCAUGAGGCUGCAUUGUGACCUGUGGAUCCGACGCAAGGCUGGAUACAAGAAGAAGCUGUGGAAGAAGAGUCCUCCCCGACGUAAGCGUCUGAGGGAGCACGUAUUCUGCAACAAAACACAGAGCAAGCUUUUGGAUAAAAUGACCACCUCUUUUUGGAAAAGGAGGAACUGGUUUGUCAACGAUCCAUACCUGAAAUACCACAAUAGGGUCAACCUCAAACUGUAAUUUGCUUAUUUAUGUAAGUGAAGUUUUGUGUUGAAACGUAAUGAGGCAUAUGUAAUAAAAUCAUAUCUUGAU